Messenger RNA from Haemonchus placei, 1278 nucleotides. The record is from the annotation of a GenBank genome assembly. NCBI's taxonomy places the organism in Eukaryota, Metazoa, Nematoda, Chromadorea, Rhabditida, Trichostrongylidae.
GAACUAGAGGGUGGACUUAUUACGACCACUGUAGGGACCCGCAAUACCUCAAGAACUUCUCCAGAAUCAAUACAAUGGCUCCUGGACAACUACGAAACAGCGGACGGCACUUCCUUACCGCGAUGUGCGCUCUAUGACCAUUAUAAAAAGCACUGUAACGAACAUAAGCUGGAUGCGGUGAAUGCGGCAUCUUUUGGGAAAUUGAUCCGAUCUGUGUUCAAUGGUCUGCGGACUAGACGGCUUGGUACUCGUGGCAACUCGAAGUACCACUAUUAUGGCAUUCGUAUCAAAGCAGACUCUCCACUAAUGCAGAGCCACAUUCCUGAACGAUAUUCGCCACACGAAGCAUCGGCACCGAUCUUAAAUAAACGUUCACAAUGGCUUCACCUGGAGGAAUCCUCUACUCUUGAAAACUUUCAUGAGUACUGGGCUGCAUUCUGGCAACCCGAAGACGAUCUGGAAGAUGAAGAGUUGCAACAACUCUUCUCGCUCUGCACCCUUCCACAAAUUCAGCAUUGGAUUAUCAGCUUGGACUUGGCUUUCUACCAAACUAUCGUCGACAUUCUUGUGCCUGAUGUGCUGAUGAGCAACAUGUCUCGUAAGGGUCUAGAAGUCGGCCGUUACAUACACUACUUGAAGAAGGCCAUGCAAGGAGCUCCAGAGAUCAUUCAGAAGAAGAAGAUCCAGGCCGUCAAGUACAUGGCGCAAGGACUCAGAAGAUACACUUCGUUGAACCAUCUAGCCCAAGCUGCUCGUGCUGUGCUUCAGAAGCCAGAUCAAGUUAUGGCAAUGUACAAUGACUAUAUCAGGGUUGACAUGCAACAAGUGCAAGAACAAGCUGGUUGGGUAAGCGGAUGUGAUCCAUUAAUGGUUCACCACAUACACAAUGCUUUCAAAGACAACCUGCAGAAAAUGGCACCAAUGGAGGAAUGGGCUGAAUGGCUUGAAAGUAUCGUAGAUCAGAUUCUUGCCAAGUACUACGACAAGCCCGUGCAGAUUAUCUCUGAGAUAGGCAAGCAGUUUUUGCUGAAUUGGAGCUGCUACACUUCGAUGUUGAUCCGAGAUCUAACACUUCGGUCAGCUGGAUCGUUUGGGUCAUUCCACUUAAUUCGAUUGCUUACCGACGAGUACAUGGUGUACCUGGUUGAAUCGCGCAUCGCGAAAGCUGUCAAUAGGGCCAUGAUUACUGUUAUUAGUCAGGUAUGUCCACAUAACAGCAAGACGCUGGCUUUUUCGGAUCUCCGUCCAUUCAGUAUAAUUUGUUUUGUUAGCUGCUGA